GCCCCGCGCACCUUGCUCAGCGCGCAUAGCACGCAUCACGCAUACCCCCAACCAUGUCUGACCGCGACCAUGGCUUCCACCGUCGGUACGAGACCGAUCCUCCGCGGUACGACCACUACAAUCAGCAAUCCCCUCCCGACAUCCAGUACAAGCAACGCGAGGCAUACCUCAUGACCAUCUCUCCCCGCUCACAAGGCACCGGCAGCACCACCAUCGACGACGACGACUCUCCAAGCGUCCGGCACUCACUCGAGGUCCACCCGCAGUACCGCGGCUUCAAGGCGCUCUACUACCAUCCCGUCAUCCAGGUCUUCUUCCUCGGCGUCGUGUGCUUCAUGGGCCCCGGCCUCUUCAACGCCCUCAACGGCCUCGGAGGAGGGGGGAUGCUCGACUCCACCACGAGCGCGAACGCGAACUCGGCGCUGUACGCCACCUUCGCCGUUGCCGCCUUCUUUGCCGGGUCGAUCAACAACGUCCUCGGUUCCCGCCUCACUCUCCAGAUCGGCACAACCGGUUACGCCCUCUACAUUGGCUCCUAUCUUGCGUACAACCUCCACCGCAAAAUCGGCGCCUUCGUUAUAGCCGCGGGUGCAUAUCUCGGUAUCAGCGCCGGUCUCCUCUGGACUGCACAGGGUUCUCUCAUGCUCGCGUACCCUACCGAGGACCAGAAGGGCAAAUUCAUCGGUAUCUUCUGGUCCAUCUUCAACCUCGGAGGUGUUGUCGGCGCCGCCGUAUCUUUUGGAAACAACUUUGAUAACACCACCGACUCAGUAUCUAAUGGCACAUACAUCGGUUUCAUCGUCCUCACCGGCAUCGGCGUUCUGAUCCCCCUUCUCAUGGCCAACCCGGCCAAGAUGAUACGCUCUGACGGCACUAGAGUCGUCACCCCGCGCCAUCCAUCAUGGAAGUCUGAGCUCUUCGGGCUCUACCUCACCCUGCGGACAGAUCCGUGGAUCGUGCUCCUUUUCCCCAUGUUCUUUGCCAGCAAUUGGUUCUACACCUGGCAAUUCAACGACUACAACGGCGCGAUCUUCACUAUCCGAGCACGAGCGCUAAACAACCUCAUCUACUGGCUCUCCCAAAUCGUCGGUUCGGUCAGCAUCGGAUUUCUUCUUGACCAGCGCGGUCUGUCUCGACGCCUGCGUGCGUUCGCCGGGUGGUCGAUCCUCAUCGUCAUGGUCUUCAUCGUGCACACAUGGGCGUACUUUUACCAAAAAGGUUAUACCCGGGACCAUAUUCCGCACAAGAUCGAUAUCCACGAGGGCGAGUAUGUGAGCCGCUUGUGGCUCUACAUAUUCUGCGGCCUCCUCGACUCCAUGUGGCAGACGACGGCGUACUGGUUCAUGGGAGCGAUGUCAAAUGACCCCGCGAAGCUUGCAAACUUCUCCGGCUUCUACAAGUCGCUGCAGUCGGCAGGCGCCGCGGGCAUAUGGCGAGGGGACGCGGUCAAGCUUCCAUACAUGAACAUCUUCAUCUCGACGUGGGUCCUCCUCGUCGCCGGCCUCAUCUUUGCUCUGCCUAUGAUCCACAUGCGGGUCAAAGAUACGACGGAAGAAGCGGACGAGACACUUGCAUAUAUCAAUUACGAGAGAGACGAGGAGAAACGACAUGGCGACAAUAGCCCCCGGAUACAAUAAAAUGUCGGAGACGGCAAGACAUGCCCCCCUUUGAAUCCUCGAGCGGCCUAGUCUUCCCUUCUCCCUCGUCGUCUCUGUCGUUUAUAUCUGUGCUCUGCUGCGGUUCCGUCGAGCGGCGCCCCCUUUGGAAUGGAGUCAUGUAUUGUUGCUGUGUCGUGUCGUAUUUGCUGUCAUCAUUUGUUGUAGUAUAUUUCCAAGCCGCAUCAGCAUCCCCGUACAUAUACCGUUUAUUCGCCGACUACUCCGGUCAAUGUUGCAGUUAUCCGUCGCCGUCGUCUGUCCUUUCCUUCACAUAUACCACACGGCGUACAUGUAUUACCACCGAGUUUAUAGCUUUCGCUGCCCCCUCACCCCACCUUCCACCCCCUCCUCGGUCGUGCCAUCCACGGUCGAUCUACCACCUUCCCGACGUUAGCCCCGCAGUAUUUUGUCGACGUCGCAUUUACCCACGGAGCACUUGCGGCCGUGCGUCCCGUUCACAUUACGUGGCGGUAUAGCCCUACUCCGCCGCAUCAUCACGACCCCGAUUCACGACCCCACUUGGCUCUCUGCCGCCCCCCAUUGGCCACACCUGUCGGUAUCCCGGUAUCCUCGAGGCUCGCGCGAGGACGAGCUAGCGCGAUCGCCCGCUUGUCCGCUUGUCCCUGGGCGAUCGACGGGUCGGCUCCUGGCUCUCGGGCCCUCGGCUCCCCUCACGCGACGUCGUCGCUGCCGCUGUUGCUGUUUGGACCCGGAUCAGGGGCGUGGGCGGGUCUUGUCGUCGUCGAGACGCAGCGGGACGGUCGGGGCUGGCACUGCACUCGGGAGGAGAUUUGAAUUGUUACGAUGGCUACCGUGUAGUCACGGUCGAUCCAGGCACGUACUACUACCGCUAGUCCUAGCAUACGUACUGUUACGUACAUCAUCAUCAUCAUCACAACAGACCUCUAGCGGUGGCUUUGGAGUCGUGUCCGUGCCGAAAUCUGAUGGGAUGGUUGGAGGGUAAUCCGAUAUAGAGUAGUAGUUGGCUAGUCUGUAUGUUGUAGCUAUCUGUCGGGCAUAAUGAUACUUACAGUCGCU
This is a messenger RNA of Dichomitus squalens LYAD-421 SS1, 2696 nucleotides long. Its product is annotated as MFS general substrate transporter. The transcript has 11 exons. Bases 54 to 1637 code for a protein of 527 amino acids. NCBI's taxonomy places the organism in Eukaryota, Fungi, Basidiomycota, Agaricomycetes, Polyporales, Polyporaceae. The record is from RefSeq and is a predicted model, not a curated record.